Messenger RNA from Impatiens glandulifera, 1608 nucleotides. Its product is annotated as UDP-glycosyltransferase 89B2-like. The transcript has 2 exons. NCBI's taxonomy places the organism in Eukaryota, Viridiplantae, Streptophyta, Magnoliopsida, Ericales, Balsaminaceae. The record is from RefSeq and is a predicted model, not a curated record. Gene Ontology annotation, molecular function: UDP-glycosyltransferase activity. The coding region runs from base 58 to 1416 and encodes 452 amino acids.
UCUACUAGUAAUUAGUGACGUGAUUUUAAAAAAAUCUGUUUCUGAUUGUGUUUCGCUAUGGCAAAGUCAGGCGACGGCGGCGCCGAUAAACACAUCAUCGUCUUCUCUUAUCCAGCGCCGGGACACAUCUCACCUCACAUAAAUUUCUCCCGCCUGUUAAUCUCCCGCGGCUUAAAAGUCACGGUUAUUCUCACGCCCUCUUACCGCCAAAUGCUCGACCCUUCCGAUUCCAUCAAUCUCCUUGUCUUACCCGUCAACGAUUCUCCGGUCACCGCCGAUUUCCCCUUCUUCACUAAGAUGCGCGGUCUUCGCGAGCUUCAUAACCCAAUCGUCGAUUGGUUCAAAGUUCAGAAAUCUCCGCCAAUCGCCAUUGUUUCCGACGCCUUCCUUGGCUGGACACAUCACUUGGCCGACCAGCUCUCUAUCCCUCGUCUCGCUUUCUACACCUCCGGCGUGUCCGAUAGCCUUGUUUCUUACCUUCUCUGGCGAGAUAUGCCGGAAAAAGACACUUCACCGGAGGAUGAUUUGUUGGUCUCUUUUCCAACUGCUCCUAAUUGCCCAAAGUACCAUUGGUGGCAGAUUGGUCAUUUGUAUAAGGAUUACAAGGAAGGAGAUCCAGAUUGCGAAGCCUUUAGAGAUGGAAUGCUGAAUAAUCUACUUGCUUGGGGGAUAAUCUUUAACUCGUUUACCGAAUUGGAAGGGGUGUAUAUCGAUCAUGUGAAGAAAUUGGCUGGCCACGAUCGAGUUUGGGCGGUUGGGCCAUUGUUAUCGCCUGACCAUGGACUAAGACUAAGGCUCGGUGAAGACCUAUCGGCUUGGCUGGAUGAUAAGCCGGAGAAUUCUGUUGUCUACAUAUGCUUUGGCAGCCAUUUUAUGCUGACAAAAGAACAAAUGGAAGAUCUCGCAGGUGCGCUCUGUUGGAGCGAGGUGCAUUUUAUUUGGGUGGUCAACGAUAGGAUCAAAGGGCAGGAGGAAAUCGGGUAUGGCGAGAUCCCAGUUGGUUUGGAAGAUACAGUAGGAAGCAAAGGAUUCGUAAUCAGGGGAUGGGCACCGCAAGUGGCGAUUUUGAGGCAUAGAGCGGUGGGGACGUUUCUGACUCAUUGCGGGUGGAACUCGGUUAUGGAAGGGCUUAUGGAAGGAGUGGUGAUGCUAACAUGGCCAAUAGAUGGUGACCAAUUUACAAAUGCUAAAUUGUUGGUGGACCAGUUGGGUGUAGCAGUUCAAGCCUGUGAAGGGGGGAUUCGGUGCAGGCCUGACUUGACUAAGUUGGUUCCAUUACUAUUCGAAUCUGUCACCAAGAACCAACCAGAAAGGGCUAGGGUUAGGGAGAUGCAGGCAGCUGCUAAGCGGGUGGCGAAAGGAUCUAGUGGUAGCCUGGAUCAACUAGUUAACCAAAUCAAAGAGUUUAAUAUCUGAAAUGUCAUUUGGUUCCAAAUUGUAACAAGCCACAAAGAGUUAAAAUUUACAAUUCAGAAAUAAUGACAGGUUCAAAAGCUUACUACAUAUUAUUCUUUUGCACAUGAGCUACAUAGUCUUCAAGCUGUUCCACUGUUACAUUCGAAAGCUCUACAACAAGAAAAACCAAAUGAUUGAAGAAAUUGAUGUCAA